This is a messenger RNA of Saccharomyces kudriavzevii IFO 1802, 2307 nucleotides long. RefSeq names its product Nvj2p (gene NVJ2). Lineage: Eukaryota; Fungi; Ascomycota; Saccharomycetes; Saccharomycetales; Saccharomycetaceae. The record is from RefSeq and is a predicted model, not a curated record. Bases 1 to 2307 code for a protein of 768 amino acids. The transcript has a single exon. Gene Ontology annotation, cellular component: endoplasmic reticulum; ERMES complex. Gene Ontology annotation, biological process: phospholipid transport. Gene Ontology annotation, molecular function: lipid binding.
AUGGCUAACUUGAAGGUGCUUUUGGCUGUCUACUUAUUUGGCGGUAUCACAUUUUUGCCCUUCGUCCUUUUCAUCCUCUAUGAGGUACAUGUAUUGUACAGUAACCUUGAAUCUGCAUCGAAAAAGGAGGCAAAUCACGACGAAGGAGAACAAGUUGAUGAGAAAAGCAGACUUUUAGCUCGCGAUAUCGACCCAGAUUUCAAGGCUGGCAGGCUAGAAGAAAAAUUGGGCGUUGAUGUUUCUAGCAAGGGUUGGAUCACAGUGACUAAGCAGUAUUAUUACCAUUCUUCAGAGGUGGCUGUGAUUUUGAAAAAUUCCAGUAACAAGGAUUCCGAUACUGCACUUCAGGAGCAGAUCUUACAAAGAACAGACUUGAAGAAAAAGCAAAGAUUUUUUGCCGUUCUAAGACACGGUAAUUUGUUCUUAUAUAAAGAUGGCUCCCAAAAUGCAAAUCUGGUACAUGCCAUAUCUUUGCAAAACAGAUUCAUCACCAUUUGGCCCCGUUACGAUGAAAUGGGCAAGGAAGAACUGUCCGAUGCUUCGCUUUUCACUAAGAGAACUUGCAUUGCCAUUUUUAAAAAUGAGCUCGUUUCCAUAGAUUCUAAAAAUCAUAACGUCAUCUUACCACAUUUCGACCCACUUACUAGUGCAGAAUCGAAUAAUGGUGACAUCUCCAACAAUGACACUACACAUGAGUAUCAAUCACAGUUUCAUAGUUCGAACCAGUUCUUCUUGUACUUUGACAAUAACAUGGAUAAGGAAGACUGGUACUAUCAGUUGAUCAAUGCCUCGAAAAGUAACAACAUCUCCUCAGCUAAUUUAUUAAACCCUAAUCUUUCAGCGAACGCUGCUCAUUUGAAAACUAAAGAUAUGCUACAGUUGAUUCAAGACAUCAAUUCCACGGAAAAUCAGUUGACUACUAAGUGGCUGAAUGCUCUCUUUGGCAGAAUAUUUCUUUCGUUGCAACAAACUGAUACGUUGAACGAAUUUAUUCACGAGAAAAUUUGCAAAAAAUUGAAUAAGAUAAAAACUCCAGGAUUUUUGGAUGACUUGGUGGUUGAAAAAGUCGACGUAGGUGAUAGCGCACCAUUAUUCACAUCUCCCGAACUAUUAGAAUUAUCUCCUGAAGGCUCCACCAAAUUUGCCAUCGAUGUUCAAUAUAGGGGAAACCUAACUAUUAUCAUAGCGACAAAGGCGAACAUUAACCUAGGAUCCCACUUUAAACAAAGAGAAGUUUCUUUGCAAUUAUCCAUAAAAAUUAAAGAACUUUCGGGUCCACUUUUAUUUCUAAUCAAACCACCACCAUCUAAUAGGGUUUGGUAUGCCUUCCGUUCUGAGCCUAUUAUGGAUUUUGAAAUUGAACCUAUCGUUAGUUCAAGCAAAUUAUCAUACAACGUCGUCACCAAUGCCAUCAAAAGCAAGUUUGCUGAAGCUAUAAAGGAAUCCCUAGUCGUGCCAUUCAUGGAUGACAUCGUCUUCUACUCAACACCCAAUGAAAUUUACAGGGGUGGUAUCUGGGAGGAACAGGACCCUGAAGCAGUAGUUGAGGCUCACGCAACUGCUGCCGUCCCAGGUACGAAUACCAGUGCCAAGGAACAUUUGGCAGCUGUUCAAGAUGGUCGAACAAGGACUCAAAGUAGAAUAAAAAAGGUUCUGAGGUCAGAGAGAAAGAAAGAAAACUUAAAAGAUGUUGUUGAUGCACCUGCGGUAACAACAAAAACCACUACCCAGGCAACAGUCACUACAGCCACGAAUGAUGAUGUUUCCAGUUCUGAAAAUUCCACCAAAUCAAGGAAGUACUUCAAAAAUUCAAUCAAGAAAAUCGGAAAAUGGUACAAAGAUAAUGUUGGUAAUUCAAGUGACACUGAAGACAUGGAUUAUGCUGAUCUGCAAGAUAAAAAGAACGACGAUUCAACAGAAGAGAAAGAAUCUGAUAAUCCUAUACUCACUUGCAGCCCUAAAAUGAUUUCGAAUAGAAGACCUGUUCCUAGGAGACCCUCACAACAAGCGUUAAAUUCAGCAUCUCCAAAACUUGAGGGCAAGAUGGAAAAGGAUACAGAAGCUUUUCCAGUUCCGCCUGCAUCUUCAAAAGUAAAUGCUUCAGAAAUGUUUGCAAACAAAGAAAACAGGAAAUUUUCUGUGUCCUCAAACGGUUCUCAAAAUUCACUCAAUAGUGACCCCCAUACGAAAACCCAGAAACUUGAAAGCUCCCAAGCUUUUGUUAAGAAAACUCCUUCAAAUCGUUUUAACGAUGGAUUCUUCAAGCAAGACUUGGAAUUCGAAGAACAACGAGAACCCAAAGUGUGA